CCUCCCUCUCCACUGACUUAAGUUCCAUCUCAUCUAGCGUCUCGGUCCAUCAAUUCUCUGUCCAGACCCUCGUCUCAUCACCUAUCAAGCGAUACCAGAAUCGUCCAUCAUGGCGACGGCCCGGAGACCGUACCCCAGAACUCGCCUGAGGCGGAUCAUCAAGGCGCACUCGGGGCUGAAGCUCUCGAAGAAUGCCGAUGUGUUGAUCUAUCUCAACUAUACGAUGUUCAUGAAUGCAUUGGUGAGAGAGGCUGCCAUUCACGCCAGGCAGGCGGGAGAGCGUUCAUUUACGCCCAGGAACAUUAUGAAGGCACUCCCUGAUGUUUUGGCCAGGUUCAAAGGCUGAAUGUCGACCUGCAGCAGCCGAGCUGUGUGGCAUAGAUCCUCUCAUACUGCCGCUGCUAGCGAUGCUCCAUAAAGGCCGGAGCGUUCGCUGAGGAUAAUGGUAUUGGGCUUGGGAUAACAAGAAACAAUGGCUAAUUUAAGAGUGCUAGAUGCAUUCUUUUGGCAUCUGCUGGACCUGUAAUGAAUCUCGGGGCUCCAUCGUGAGAGGUCUGCUGGCUACUUUAGAUACCCACAGCAGGGCGACUUACAUGAAUGCGCAUAGAGUAGGGGCAUGCCGAGUCUACGGGUAAAAUAGAGCAUAAAUAGGACAACAUACACGAGCCGAUUGCAAUGAGCCGUCUAUUCAUCUAAUCCCGAACGGUAUCUACC
Trichoderma atroviride IMI 206040 is the source of this 714-nucleotide messenger RNA. RefSeq lists its product as uncharacterized. NCBI's taxonomy places the organism in Eukaryota, Fungi, Ascomycota, Sordariomycetes, Hypocreales, Hypocreaceae. Gene Ontology annotation, biological process: mitotic cell cycle; chromosome segregation; kinetochore assembly. Gene Ontology annotation, molecular function: protein heterodimerization activity. Gene Ontology annotation, cellular component: kinetochore; nucleoplasm. The record is from RefSeq and is a predicted model, not a curated record.